AUGGUAUUCUUAUCCAAGGUACUAUCCUUUUCACCUAAAUCCAUUUCAAGAUUCAUCUUUGCACACUCAUUCUCAGAUUCCUCAUUGCCAAAAUCACUAAUUUCUCGGAUUACAACUGCAUUUCACCAAGAAAACCCUAAAUUAAUUGACCCUGUAGUGUCAUCCAAAAUACAGUCUUGCCACCUUGAAUCAGUUAUUCAUGAGUUUCGGUCAAAACCCACUUCAGCAAUUAGAUUUUUUAAGUGGUAUGAGAAUUUUCUUGGGCUUAAUCACACACGUAAGUGUCAUUCUAUGCUCUGUCAUUUAUUGCUGAGUAAGCGUAUGUUCGAUGAUGCUAGAUGGGUUUUUGCUAAAAUGGCUGAAAAGUUUGGGGAAUUUGAUUGUUUGGCUGUUUUCGAUGAAGGGUUUAAGGUUUAUGGUGCUGAUAGAAGUACUGUUUAUAGCUUCUUGGUUGAUGGUUAUUGCAGAAUUGGGAGGAUCAAUCUGUCUGUUGAGUUGUUUUUUCGAUUGUGUAAAAUGGGGGUUUCAGUUUCGCAUUAUGCAUUGUUGAAAAUGUUGAGUUCUUUGAUUGAUUUGAGGCGUUUGGAUCUUAUUCUAGAUGUGUACAAAGAAAUGGAAAACAGGUCCAAGGGAGAGCCAAAGAGGUGCUUUGAUAUGUAUGGCUUUGCGAUGAAUGGUUUUUUCAAGAAUGGAGAGGCUAGCAUUGGUUUAGAGUUUCACCGGAAAAUGAUUGAGAGAGGUUCUAAACCUGAUAUUGUAUAUUGUAACAAGGUUUUGAAGAGUAUUUGUUGUGGUUAUAGUUCUAUUGAAGUUGCUAACAAGUUACUUUUGUUAUUACUAGAUGUAGGUCCAAGACCCAAUGUGGUGACGUUUACCACAUUAAUUAAUGGGUAUUGUAAAGAGCAAAGAUUGGAAGAGGCAUUUAAGCUUUAUGUUUUGAUGAUAGGGAGGGGUAUAGAACCUGACCUAAUUGUGUAUAGUAUUUUGAUUGAUGGACUAUUCAAGGUAGGGAAAUUCGAAGAGGGACAUCAGCUUCUCUCUACUGCAUUGGGAAAAGGAGUUAAAUUGGAUGUGGUAAUUUUUAGUUCCAUUAUUGAUGCUUGUGUUCGAGAUGGAGAUGUAGAAAGGGGGAUUUUAGUGUUCAAAAAAAUGUUAAAGGAAGGGAUCUGCCCCACCCUGGUUACCUAUGGCAUACUUGUAAAUGGCAUGUGUCAAAUUGGACGCUUGCACGAGGCUUUUGGUGUUUUAGGUCAGAUGCUAACAAAUAGUGUUGAGCCAUCUCUUCUAGUUUAUAGUAGUCUAAUGGAUGGCCUCUGCAAGGCUGGGAAUUUGAAAGGUGGUAUUAACUUGUAUAGACAUAUAUUAAGGAGCGGCCUUCUUCCUGAUGUCAGAGUUUAUAGUGUGCUAGUGAAUGGUCUUAGCAAACAAGGACUGUUGGAUGAUGCUACAAGAUUAUUCUACCAAGCAGUAAAGACUGGUUUAACUCCCAACAUAUAUUUGUUUAACACCUUACUUGAUGGUUGGUGUAGACUGAAUCAAGUAAAGAAGGUGGCUAACCUAUAUAGCCAAAUGGAUUCUUAUGGUGUAACCCCUGAUAUUGUGACUCAUACGACACUUAGCAAAAGUAUCUCUCAACGAGGAAAAGUGCAUCUGAUGUUACUCUUUCUUUUCAAGAUGCUGAAAAUGGGUUUCUCUCCAGAUGUAGUGUCAUAUUGUACUUUAAUUGAUGGACUUUGCAAGCAUAACAAUCUGACUGCUGGCUUACAGGUUUUCUCCCUGAUGGUCAAAAAUGGAGUAAAUCCAGAUAUAGCCAUCUACAAUGUUCUUAUUCAUGCAUUUUUCAAUGAAGGCAGGUUGAGAAAUGCACUGGAGCUCUUCAGGCAGGUUUCUUGUUGUGGGCCAGAACCAGACAUUGUAACAUAUAACACUGUAAUUUAUGGGUACUGCUCAAUGAAAAUGUUGGAUGAGGCCAUUCAACUUUUUGAAGAGCUGAAACUCAGACAAAUUAGAUUCAACUCAAUUACCCUUACUAUUCUAAUUCAUGCAUUUUGUAAAGAAGGAAGAUUGGAUAAUGCCAUGUCAUUAUUCUCUGCCAUGCUGGAAACAGGUCCUGCACCUAAUGUGGUUACUUACAGUUCUUUGCUAGAUGGCCUUUUUAAAUCUUUUCGCAUGGAAGAUGCUUUCAAGUUAUAUGGAAAAAUGCUUGGGAGCAAUGUCUCUCCAAAUAUUCUGAGUUAUAGCAUCCUAAUUGAUGGUCUUUGUAGAAGAGGACUUGUGCAAGAAGCAUCUAAAACCUUUUCUUCUGCUCUUAGCAAUGGUUUAGUGCCUGAUGUAGUAGCAUAUGGGAUUUUGAUUCGUGGUUACUGCAAAGUUGGUAGGUUAGUGGAAGCCCUAUGCUUGUAUAACCGCAUGCUUGGUGAUGGGAUUGAGCCAGAUAGUGUCAUAAACAUGACACUCAAAGAAUUUCAGCUUGAAAAUCUUCUCGGAAGAAGUACAUGUGCUCCACUUCAGGAGUUAAACAGGAGUUAUCGUCUUACUGGAAUGCUGUAAAAAGUCUAUUUUUUUGUCACUUGUGAUGGUAAAUUGUAAAUGUAUGUUUAUGUCGCUAUGUAUGAUAUGUACUGAAUACCCGUCACGUGUACAGAUUUUGUGUUUGUACUAUGGUACAGCAUUACAGAAAGGUUUACUUUUGGAUAAUUUUGGUUAA
Messenger RNA from Coffea eugenioides, 2707 nucleotides. RefSeq names its product putative pentatricopeptide repeat-containing protein At1g31840. The coding region runs from base 1 to 2550 and encodes 849 amino acids. Gene Ontology annotation, molecular function: protein binding. The transcript has a single exon. The record is from RefSeq and is a predicted model, not a curated record. NCBI's taxonomy places the organism in Eukaryota, Viridiplantae, Streptophyta, Magnoliopsida, Gentianales, Rubiaceae.